Molecule: messenger RNA, 3368 nt
Organism: Manduca sexta (tobacco hornworm)
Lineage: Eukaryota; Metazoa; Arthropoda; Insecta; Lepidoptera; Sphingidae
Exons: 2
Coding region: 702-2792 (696 amino acids)
Source: RefSeq, a predicted model, not a curated record
ACUCGGUUCAGUCAGUGAGUUAUCGACCAUUGUACAAACAAGUUUCCUGCUCACAGUGGAUAAUCGAUUUUAUUUUGGAAAGUGACAAAAGUGUUUUUUUAUAUCUUUAUAGUUGGAUUGAUAAAGAUUAGUAGGAACCUGCUUAGGCGUUGCAGUUUGGUAAUAGAAAGUCAUUGACAAAUAUAAAUUGAGCAUCUCGCACAAUAUACAAAUACGCACAAAUAACGCAGAAUCGGUGCCAAUCAGUCUUCAACAGAAGGAUUUGACUGACUUUGAAGACGGAUAAGUUCUUACAUCGCGAAAAUGGUCGACUUCUAUAUCUACGCCAAAGAUAAUUCGUUUUCAACUAUCGACAACAAGUAUUACCACAAUAACGGUGUGAACACUAUUGAACAAUUCAAGAAUGAUGUAGAAAAAUUAAGCAAGAACUAUUGAAUGCUGAGAAACAAUCGACAGAAUCCAAAGUUAUUUACUUACACUGGGGUGACCGGUGCGACGAAAUUGACGAAGAUAUAACUAGAACAACAUAUCUCCAACUCAUAGGUGGUUAUGAAGGUACAUGUCCGAAAACGAUUAUUGACUGGCUAAAAGAAAACUAUGACAUCUGUAAUGAAAAUAACAAAAUCAGGUUGCUGUACAUCAUCACGGAUGGUUUGAUUGACGAUAAUAGUUCACGAGAGUGUAUCGGUUCUAACCAGAAUAUGCAUUACGAAACUGUCGUGCUCCAUGCGUUUAAUGAAGAUCGGGAGCAAAUCGACCUUUCCGUAGCAUCGUCUUUCUUUAAAAGCCGUUGUAUGGUUUAUUGUAAUAACGAACUUUAUGAUAGCACUGACAUUUCCGUUGAGUUUGACUACGACAAAAUAAAUAUUAAAAACUUUGAUUCCGAAAAAGAUAAUUUAAAAUCGUACAUUAAAUUGAAGUUCCUCACUAAAUCCAAACGAGAUGCCAGUGCUUUGCACGAGAUCGACAAACUGAAGAAGCUACGAGCUCGAUUAUUUGAGGAGUUGACAUCGGAAUCGAACGUAAAACAUAACCAAGUUAACCUAGAAACAAAGGACAAAAGUUUAUUUCUACUUGAAUUUGUUCGUACCGAUUGGUAUAGGAGUCUCUUUAUUGACGUCCGUAAGAUGACGGUUGAAGUUGAGAAAUCUAUUGCAACGUUGAUCAAUUACAUCGUCAGCGAGACUAAAUCUUUCUCGUUUGACGCGUUGAAGUUUGACACGAAGUUUGACAAGUCCGUUGAAGAGGAACCGAUCAUUGACGUCAACUUCACAGCCGAACAGGAAAUAGCUUUCCCCGAUAUAAUUCUGGACGACGACAAAGGAAUCCCUGUUGUAAUUCUUUCAAAAUUAAAUUUGCUGGACAAAAUCAUUUUCCAUGAAAAUAAUUCUUCGGGUCAAGUCUUGCCUGCCAGUUUUAGUAAAUUUAAAUCAACGAUGGAGUGUCCAUUGUUUUUGAUGAACGAUAAAGACAUCAGUGAGUCUAUUGGCUACUUUUACACUUUGAAUGUUUACAAACAUUUUUUGGAAAACAAUAUUAACACUGAACCGCGAACACGAAGACCCUUUCAUGGCGGCCUUGUGCUGAUAGACACAGAUGAAUUCGAUAGAUACAACGACUACAUUCUGUCGGCGACGUACUUCGAUUCCAAAAAGAUUAACUUCAAUGUUGGGUUGUUCUACUACGUGCUGUGGAAGAACUGUGAUAACAAAGAAUGGAUGGAUAAAAAUGUUGUCGCACAGUUCCAAAAGUAUGCUAUGCGACGAAUAAGUCUAACAGUCUGCAAAAUUGGGCUGUCAUCUUUGCCAUUAGAUCCUCAAAUUAACACAUCGCUGCUAACUGCGUUGUGGUACUGCGUUGAACUGUCUUCUUGUAUUUUCAAAGAUGAUGCACAAAAUUUCAACCAAGAACGUUUAAGGAUGUUCUAUGGCGUAGCCCAUUGUAUGCUUGAAAUCUUGGAGUACUUUAACUAUAAUCUAGAUUUAAAAUCUAUUGAAAGACGUAAAGAACUAAUCAGCCAUGUGAUGAUUUUGAAGAGAAUACAGAAACGUAGGGAGAAAGUUUACUAUUUGUUGGAAAGGAUCUUUAAGACUGCGGAUGGUUUUCUCGUCAGUGAAAUUGAAAAGCCGUUUAAUCUCUACAAGCUGAAUUAUCUUAAAUUGAACCACAAAGAAAUUUUGCGCGACGAUGUAGUUGAAGAAACGGUUCAUUUGAAUGACUAUGUGCAUCUGAUGCAUUUCGUAGGUGACUUGGAAACUUCUGCAGCCGGCAAAAGCACCCAUGAAAUUUGCGAUAAGACAUUCCGUCCUUUCUUUACUAUCGACCAAAAUAAGUCAUUUUACACAGAAUUGGUCAAUAUUACUAAGAAAGUAGUUAUCAGCAACGACGAUGAUAAAGAAAAAAUUAAGGUAAACUACGAGUCAGCCGACACGCUCGAGUUUGAUAGAAUUCUAUCUCUAUACAAGCUGUUUAUUAGGUGCGUGAUAGAUUUGGAGAAAUAUCCCGCCUUGUCUGAGUAUAUCGAUUAUAUUUCUAAAAGAAAGAAAUAUAACAAUGAUUUAGUAACUAUUUUCCCGUCCAAUGUUUACAACAGCAUUUUAGAUGUGUAUACCAAAUAUCAGAUGAUAGUGACAAAAGUAGAUGUUAGUACGUUUAUUAUGGUGUGCAAAAGGUACGUUAGGCGAAUUGAACGUAUCAAAGCCGAAGAAAGAAUAAAGUUUGGUAGUGAAGAUGAAAUUAACAAAUUUAUUUCCACCGAGGAGUUGAAAGUUAAUUUUAAAAAGAAAGUGUAGUACCUAUAUAGGAUGUACAGAAUUUGUGAUGUGUAACUAACUAUAUUUAUUAUGCGAGUGAUUUGUUUUAAUGCAAUACACCUACUGACAUAUGUUACGAUUGAAAUAGUUUAUUAUACGUAAGUAGGUAACAGUAAAUGAUUAUAAAAUUGAUUUUGAGGAUACUGUUGCGACGUGUAUGCGAUUAUGUGAUGCUUGAUAGAUUGGUACUUUUUUGUAUGAUAUUUAAGAAUUUUCCUAUUAUUCUAAAAGUUAAGUUAAAUCCAGAGCAUAGUGUAAAUUUAAAUAAAGCCAACAAUGCAAAAAACUAACUAGAUUCAUCAAAACCCUUCUCCCCAACUCAAAUCCUGGAUCCACCUCUUCACGUCCUUGGCUUGCCCUAGCUAAUUAGCUAGGACAAUCAUCAAUGACGUCAAUUGAUGUUCAAACUCAUCACUUAUAAAUAAUGUUUAAUAGCCAACUCAAACGUAAAUUGUACACAUGUAGUACUAAGUAAACAGUAGUUACUAGACACCGAAUGAUAGACAUUUAUAAUGUUAUCUAUACUAAGUAUUAUAUAAAGCUGAAGAGUUUGUU